AUGGAAAAACCAUCGAAUGGGCCGCUAAUAGAGACAUACACAGACGCUUGGAAUGGACAUGAAGUUCUUCGUGACUGCAAGUGCGGAUAUCCAGACUUGCCCCACAAACCUCAAAGAUGCACAGAGCAGGAUUCAUAUGAUACCAACACGCAAACAUUUAUCCAGGCCUCAGAGCCAGGUGCAGUGGGCGGUGGCUGCUGGCUUUCAUCCUCAGGGACUACACAAGUGAAGCCUUGCGGUUCAGAUCGAGCCUUCCAAUAUUAUAUGAGGUAUGACACUGCACCGCCGUACUUUCUGUACAAUGCCGAUGUCUUCAGCGUGAAGCACAUCACUGCUACAGGAGCGCUGGGUGUAGACAGUAAGACUCUCGCAAAAGCGAACAUUUGCUUGUAUGAUGCGAGCAGCGGUCUCACCGUUGUCCCACCCGGAGCAAAUUUCCACGUUCUUAUGAGCAACAUUACAAGUCUGAUUGGAGCCGAUAUCCCUCCUGCAACAACUCUCACAAACGAGUUUCUCCUCCCAGGGUGCGGCGAUACUUCUUCGCAAGAUUGCCUCGUUUCGCGGGCAGUCAAUGGCAUGUCAUCCGAUUGCGUUUCCAAUCCUCACCUGCAGAAAUGUAUGCUUGCCCUUGUGCCUGCCUUCUGCUUCGACGUCCCUGCGCGCAGACUUGGGAUGAACGCUUCCGCUGAAGUGGAGGCCUGUUUCCGUAGAGUGCAGCUCGGUCCUUGCGUGGCGAAUCCCAGCGGCGCUGCCUGUCUUUCAGGAAAGUUUGCUGGUAUUGUGCAAUUUGUAUCGGGGUCGGGAGGGUCGGUUUCGUCGCGGAGCCUUGACACUACUGAGGGCCUGGCCCGACGACAGCUGUUAGACCCCCUUUUUGCAGGUAUCCCUGGUGUUCGUUCAGCUAUAGACGAGUUUUGGACUGGUGUCAUGAAGAACAUCAUCAACUCUGGGAUUAGCUUGGUCAACUUCUUUCGGGACGGAAUGGUCGCUUCCUCCAGAGCCAAUUGCAUUGGCGCCAGUCUUCUCGUUCAAGAUAAAACCGCCGCGGCCAGCAUUCGGCAGGGCUGUUCUGACGCUUUUAAAGAGCAUACGUUAAUUGCGCCGCUUCCACUCAACAGCGAUAUUGAGAGAGCAGGCAAUAUUUUUGCCGAGAUAGUCAGCCUCCUAUGGGUCGUUGGUGAUAUUGCAAAGGCUGCAAAGGCUGCGGAAUUCGUUGGAUUCAUGGAUGCUGUCAUGGCAAAGUUCAAGCCCAAGGCUUGGGGGACCAAAGGAGGUUCUGUUCUUGAGGCGACUGAAGGGUCCAACACAGUUCAGAUCUUCAACAACUAUGGUGAUGGAAAAGCAGCGCCCCUGUUCACCGAUUCGGCCAUUAGUGAGAUGGAGAAGACGACGAGUGAGAACACAUUUCUCAACUGCAGAGAGUGCGUCGGCACAGUAGCAAGAAGACAAGUCGGCAGUUUCCUUAAGAGACUCUGUUGUUUCUCUGGUCCAAGAGAAAAUCCGCUAGAAGAGCUGGGCCUGGGUGGUGGCGAUAUCGACGACGCUUUUGUGCAAGCCACCGUCAUACAAGAAGCCGUAGGCUUGAGCGAGCGCACUAUUGGACCCACUGUCGAACUGGUAACUGACGCGACGAGAUUGGAUGUUCUGAAAGAAGGAUCAGAUCAGUGGGCAAAAUAUUAUAUCGCCAACGACCCGGCGUAUCCAAAACUGGAUGAUGUUACGAGAUCGUUUUACGACGCUGUUAGCAAAUUUUAUGCCGAGGGGAGAGUUCGACCAAGCAAUCGGGUACCUUGGGCUAGAAAAAUUCGGGAUGCCGCGACCGAGACAUAUGGAUUUACGAACGAAGAAAGAGAGGCGGUCAUUGCAUGGGUUGGUUCAGAAUCUCACAGCCCUCAACUAGAAUCUGCACUGGGUAAAAUGAAUCCGGUGCAGACGUGGGUUACUACCACGACUCCUCUCACUGAUGAAGCAUUGAAAGCCCUAAAGGCACGUGGCCCGGGGUGGCAGAGUAAGGGCCCUUCCGGAGUCUAUUCUAUACAAGAUUUGUUCUUCCCUACUUUGAACGAAGCCGACGCUCCGGAUAAAGCUGCCGCCCUCAGCGCGAGCUUGGGUAUCUUCCCAGUAUUUGAAGCCGGGACUACGCCUUACCGAUUUGUUAUCAUGUCACAGAGUGGUCGCUAUAUCCCACCUGUUUAUGGCUCUCUGUACCAUGAAGUCCUUUUUAUGGAACCUUAUGCUGGAAAGUUUGAGCUUUUGGGAUUCCAGGAGUUGAACGGUGGUGAGGCUGCCAAAGCAGCUGGGGGGAAGCCUCCAUUUGGCGUUUUCUAUUUCCGUGAAAUCGAUACACCCACUUUUUCUACCCGUCAACUCACCGUACCUGGCAUCCAAUUUCCGGGAUUUUGUCCCCCCGUAGAAUCGAUAGGAAGCGAUACAUCGGAGGGUAUAAUAUAG
This is a messenger RNA of Exserohilum turcica Et28A, 2451 nucleotides long. RefSeq lists its product as uncharacterized. The record is from RefSeq and is a predicted model, not a curated record. Lineage: Eukaryota; Fungi; Ascomycota; Dothideomycetes; Pleosporales; Pleosporaceae. The transcript has 10 exons. The coding region runs from base 1 to 2451 and encodes 816 amino acids.